This is a messenger RNA of Acanthosepion pharaonis, 2493 nucleotides long. NCBI's taxonomy places the organism in Eukaryota, Metazoa, Mollusca, Cephalopoda, Sepiida, Sepiidae. The record is from the annotation of a GenBank genome assembly.
AUGGCGGCCAAAGUGAAGCCAUCUCGGUUGGAAGCAGAGAUAGAGAAAUGUAGGGCCGAAUGUUGCUGGCAGAGGGCACUAGAGUUUGCCAGACAGCUUGUACACAAAUCUCCAGGACUGGAAUAUUUGGUAGAUUUUAUUCUUGGAGAAUGCAAACUUGAAGAAUAUCUUGAAAAUUAUGCUCCUUGUGAAAAGAAUAUUAACAAAGCUAUCAGCGAAUUAUCUGAGGCUGAGUCUUCUCUCACUCGUGUUGCAAUUGGAGAGAACAGGUUUAAAUUUGAUGCACAACUGUUACUGGUAAAAAUUAAUUACUGCAGAGGUAAUUACACUGGUGCCUAUGCCCUUUUAGAUAAAGCUGGUAUUGAUCAGGUCACAGUCAUAUCACCGUCAAUUCGUUUUUUGCGCAUCCUUGCUGAAGGAUAUGCUAUUAAAGGUCUCUGUUUGGAGCGAAUGCCUCCAGCCACAACUAGCAAGUACAAAGCAGCUGAAAAAGAAGAAAAGAUUAUUUAUUACUUUGAAAAAGCUGGAGACUUAGCUUUACUUCAUCUACAAGAACAGGAAAGAAGCCAAAUCAGUGGACAAAUGGCUGUUGGACAACUUCCCAUUUCUCCAGUGAACUCAAAUGAUGUUGGACUCAUUCUUGAAACUGCUAUUCAACAGGCACCAAUUUUACAUAUCAAAAAUGGGAAACUUGCUUGUGGAAUUAGCAGGUUCCGGGAAUUAUUACGAGCUGUAGAAUCCCGAUUUACACAAAGUUUAAGACAGAUAUUGGCUCGUCAACUAGCAGAAGUCUUAUUGCGUGGUGUGUGUGAAAAGACUUACAUUAAACUGGAUGUAACUCAAGGAAGUGGAGAAUCUGAUAUUCAGAAUACCAAUAAUGCAGUACCAAGGAAAUAUGCAGGAGAUAAGUUAUUCAUGCCAGUUAAUGAACAUGAAGAAGCUCUGUUAUUGCUUUUAAUAGCUGAAGCCAUUGCAACCAGUAAUGUUGUUCUUAAUCGAUCUGCUGAACAUUCUGAAUUCCGUCAACUAACAUUUAAAAAUGUUAGUACAGUUUAUGAUUUAUUAGCAAUUGCUCUGGUUAAGAGAGCUCACUUCCCAUUGUUAGCAGAGAGUUAUGAGAGAGCAAUGCGGUUUUCUUUUGAUGAAUUUCAUAUUUGGUAUCAAUUUGCAAAUUCCCUAAUAUGCACUGGAAAAUAUAGUCGAGCAGUUUUAGUACUUAAUGAAUGUGCAAGGCAGCAACCAAAGAACCCAGCGUUAUUGUUACAGGCUGCUCGUAUUUGCAUAGAAUACUUGUAUCAGUAUAAUGACGGGAUCCAGUUUGUGCAGAGGGCAAUAAACAUUGGUGGAGAUCAUCCUCUAAAGUCCCGCCUGUAUGUUGUCCUGGGGGUUGGAUAUAGCAUGAAAGCAAAUGACAUGAAAAUGCAAGAAGAAAGGCAGAAACAAAACAGCAAUGCAUUAAAUGCCUUUUAUAAAGCGUAUCAAUUAGAUGCUAAUGAUUACCUGGCUAAUUUCCAUCUUGCUCUACAGUUGGCCAUCCAGAGACAGAUUCCUGAAGCAGUACAAUUUGUACGCAAUGCUCUGAAACAGUGCAGUGAUCAUAUUCACUCAUUGCAUCUACUUGUAUUGUUAUUGUCUGCACAAAAACAUUAUGAAGAAGCAGUGGCAUUUCUGGAAACAGCUCUCCAAGAAUAUCCAGAAAAUAUAAGUUUACUGCUCACUAAAGCUAGAUUAGAAGAAGUUUGUCUGGGUCCUGAAGAGGCAUUAAUCACAUGCAAACAUAUGUUGAAAUUAUGGAAGGAUUUACAUGAAAUUCACCAAGAUGACUUUGAUUCUCAUUCACGUGGACAUGUUGAUAGAGCCACAUUUGACAAGAGGAGUAUGGCACAGAUGCAGUUGAAUGAAAUUAGUGAUCGUGACUCAGGUUCAAUCCGGGCUGAAUCGAUUGCAGCGUCUCGUGUGGAACAUGCACUGUCUGAAGUAGCAUCUUCUAUGAACAGUACUUAUUUACCAAAACAGGGAUCACAACAGAUAUGGAUGUUGCAAGCACAAAUCUGGUUACACUUAGCUGAACUUUAUCUUAGCUUAGACAGGAGUUAUGAAGCUGAAGCUUGUGUCCAUGAAACCUCUGCAAUAUUUCCAUUAUCUUAUCAAGUAGCUUUUAUGAAAGGACGUGUUCAUGAACAUAAGAAGAGAUACCAUGAGGCUAAAGUAUGCUUUGAAAAUGCAAUAUCUAUAAAUCCAGGUCAUGUAAAAAGUUUGGAACAUUUAGGAAAUGUAUUACAUAAUUUAGGAAAUGAUCGAAUGGCUGAGAAGGUAUUAAGGGAAGCUGUCAAUGCUGAUACAAAGUCUCACCAGUCCUGGUACUGUCUAGGCAAAGUGCUCCAUUGUCUUGGUCAAUAUGAAGCCGCUAGUGAUUGCAUACAGUUUGCAAUGGAUCUGGAAGCCAAUAGCCCAAUCAUUCCAUUUACUGUCAUUCCACGCCUACUACACUGA